This is a messenger RNA of Bombina bombina (fire-bellied toad), 1732 nucleotides long. It is a transcript of the gene BBOX1, whose product is annotated as gamma-butyrobetaine hydroxylase 1. Gene Ontology annotation, biological process: carnitine biosynthetic process. The transcript has 8 exons. The record is from RefSeq and is a predicted model, not a curated record. NCBI's taxonomy places the organism in Eukaryota, Metazoa, Chordata, Amphibia, Anura, Bombinatoridae. Gene Ontology annotation, cellular component: mitochondrion. Gene Ontology annotation, molecular function: iron ion binding; gamma-butyrobetaine dioxygenase activity. Bases 187 to 1521 code for a protein of 444 amino acids.
CCUUUCACCCACUAAAGCUCUCUUCCUCUGUGUCAGCUGCUAUACUGUAGGUUGCUCUUGCAAAGGAGACUGCACUGAGGGUUUGUAAGCUGUGGCCUCUCCAAAACAAGGACAUUGAUUCUGGUGUUUCCAGGAAACUUCUUUCAUUGAAAUUAUAUCUUAAACCUGCACAGGAGCAGAACAGCAAUGUGGGCCACUGUGGCAAAACAUUUAUUAAAGGCUAAAGUCCACAGAUGUUUUGUGCAAUUCCCAGCAAAGGUUCAAAGGAACAGAAGCUUUCCUUUAAGAUCUUUGUUUCUUUUCCCUCGUUGGCAGCAGAAAGCAGGAGCACUUAUUGCUGAACGUGCAGCUUAUCCUAUCACCAUGAUACAGAAUGUAGAGAUAUUUGAUGCUGAACGGUUUGUGUGCGUACACUGGGAGGAUGGUAACCAAAGUCUCUACCCCUUUGUGUGGCUCAGAGAUAACUGCCAGUGUCCUCACUGCUUUUUGGAUUCUGCUAAAGCUAGAAAACUUCCCAUUGAAAAUCUGAACGUGAACACUGGAAUUAGAGAUGCUAUCUUGACAGAGGACAAGAAGGUCUCUAUUACAUGGCCUGAUGACCACCGCAGUGAAUUUGAUGGUCAGUGGCUAAAGAAGAGGUGUUUUUCUAAACACUCCAGAGCAGAAAUGCAAGAAGAGCUGUUUGCCACAGAACACCAGUACUGGGGCAGUGACCUGCAGAUACCCACCAUGUCUUAUGAAGAUGUGCUCUGUAAUGAUCACAGUGCCUACCAAUGGCUGUGCACUCUUAGAAGAGUGGGAAUUGUUCUUCUAGAAGGUGCUCCGGCUACACAAGGGGAAUUGGUUAGACUUGGCAAGAGGAUUGGAUUCAUGAAGCUAACAUUUUAUGGGUAUACUUGGCAAGUUCAAGAUAAAAUAGACGCAAAUAAUGUUGCUUACACAUCUGGAAAAUUAAGUCUUCACACAGAUUAUCCAGCACUUCAGUAUCCUCCAGGGGUGCAAUUCCUUCACUGCUUAAAGCAAGCUGAAUCCGGAGGUGAGAGUGAAGUGGUAGAUGGCUUUCAUGUGUGUCACAAGCUCCGUGAGCAGAACCCUGAAGCAUUCGAUGUUCUCACAUCUACUCAGGUUGACUUCACAGACACUGGAGUGGAUUAUUGUGACUUUGCUCUGCAGUCCAAGCAACGAAUUAUAGAACUCGACCCGAAUGGUAAUCUUCUUCGUAUCAAUUUCAAUAACGCAACAAGAGACUCCGUGCUCGAUAUCCCAGCAGAAAAAGUGCAGUUGUUUUACUCAUCUCUGAAGGAGUUGGUGGAUCUUUUGAACACACCAGGGUAUACAUUUUCCUACAAAAUGAAGCCAGGUCAAGUGGUUACAUUUGACAACUGGCGAAUCCUCCAUGGCCGUAAAAGCUAUCAAACUGGAACAGAGAUUUCACGCCAUCUGGAAGGGUCAUACUUGGAUUGGGAUGUGGUCAUGUCACGAAUGAGAUAUUUGAAGAGAAAGCUGGAGAAUGAAAGCUGAACGUUUUUUACAUUGUGUCGCUAAACACAAUUCAUAAUCUCUGAGAAAAGUAAAACUUUUUGAAGAGUUUUCAUUAAUAAUGACAAAAACUGGCAGACUUUUUGAAUGAUGUUACACAUAAAAAAUGACACUGUAAAAUCAUUCAGUAGUUGGAUAUAAUUGAUAAAACAUAAAUAGAUUUUCAAGAAAAAUAAACAUGUUUUAUGCAUGA